AUGAAGGCGGGUGCAAAUCACCUGGGUCGCCAGUUGCCGGGUUCAGUGCAAGUGCCAGUGUCAGUGGUGUCGCUGUCGCCGUCGCAGAGUUUCGACAGUGUCGUGGUAGCGGGCAACGCGCGGAGCGUGACUUACGUGGACGGGAAUGGUCAGGUAUACGCGCGCGACAUCUGUGCGGCAUUUCUGGCGUUUUGGGAGUGCGUCGCGCUUUUCGCGUACGAUUGA
Molecule: messenger RNA, 225 nt
Organism: Notodromas monacha
Lineage: Eukaryota; Metazoa; Arthropoda; Ostracoda; Podocopida; Cyprididae
Source: the annotation of a GenBank genome assembly